CGCCCAUCGACUCUCCUUCUCUUUCUUGUUUCUCAUUCCUUUGCUUGCAUCUCUAACCCUCCCUUCUGUAGUCUGUUGCCGAAGCUCUUAUCGCCAUGGCCGACUCCAACGAAUCCCAGCCGGUCGCACCGGUCCCACGCUCCACCAAGCCCGUCAGCGAGGCCCUGCUGAACGAAAAGUGGGAUCGCGCCAUCUCCUCCCUCAUUAUCCGCUCUUCCCUCGGUCUCUCCUUCGGUGUUGUCUUCUCCGUGCUCCUCUUCAAGCGGAGAGCUUGGCCCGCGUGGGUUGGUCUCGGCUUCGGUGCCGGACGUGCUUGGGAGGAAGCUGACGCCUCCUUCCGUCGGGGCGACUCUCCGGUCAGAGAUGCCCUGCGUAGGUAGAGCAGCUCGGCCUCCAUUUCUGUAUGAUACCUGUAUAGCUGGGAAGGAAAAUGAGCUGCAUCAAGAACAUCUUUCGUCGUGUUUGAAAUGGUCUCUCUAGACUUUUUCCUACUUUAGCAUCCAAUUCAUCGUUAUGCUACCACUCUUAAA
Molecule: messenger RNA, 530 nt
Organism: Aspergillus welwitschiae
Lineage: Eukaryota; Fungi; Ascomycota; Eurotiomycetes; Eurotiales; Aspergillaceae
Product: MICOS complex subunit MIC10
Exons: 4
Coding region: 96-380 (94 amino acids)
Cellular component (GO): MICOS complex; mitochondrion; mitochondrial inner membrane
Source: RefSeq, a predicted model, not a curated record